AUGAUUUGCUUGCUAAGAUGGACUGCUUUCCUUUGGAUUAUAAAUUCCAUUCCUUGCAUUUUUGGAAAGGCAGUGAAUGAACGAACAGAUGGCUCAUGCCCCACUCUGAAUGUCGAGGAUCACAGGUUUUCUGACAUUUUAGAUCGUCCCCUGGAAAUCACAGGAUUUGAUCUCACAGAGAAGUUUCUUCUUCGAAAGGGAACAAUUACAGAAGAUCUGCCUUCAUUUCGUUUGGGAAGCAGUCCGCUCAUUAAGCCGACAAAAUCAGUAUUUCCAAACGGCUUUUCAAGUGAAUACUCCCUUGUCACCAUCUUCCGAGUAAGAAAAACUACAAAAAAAGACCGCUGGUAUCUUUGGCAGAUAUUCAACCCAUCAGGAGAUGCUCAGGUUUCUGUGGUGGUUGAUGGUAGCAAGAAGGUGGUGGAGUUUUCUUCCCAAGGCCUGCAAAAGAAUACUCUACGCUACACAUUUAAAAGUCGUGACCUACAUGCCCUCUUUGAUCGCCAGUGGCACAAGCUGAGCAUUUCUGUACAGAACAACAUAGUCUCCAUUUACAUGGACUGUAAGCUAAUAGAAAGAAGACUGACUGAUGAGAGACCCAGCGUUGACUCCAGUGGGCGAACACUCAUCACUACACGAAUGGAGGAUGGACGACCUGUAGAUAUUGAACUGAAACAAAUUAUAAUCUACUGUGACCCUUAUAUGGCCGAGAUGGAAAAUUGCUGUGAGAUUCUGGAGCCGCAGUGUGAAGCCAAGAAGACAUUUAAUGGGACUUCCCCUCCCCUGGUAACAGCCCAACUUCCCCAGAUGCUGUCUCAGCCAGCCCCAAAGUCAAUUGACAGAUGUCACUGUCCAGCUGAAAAGGGGGACACAGGGGAGCCCGGGAUUCAAGGAAAUCCAGGACAUAAGGGGGAACUUGGAUCAGAAGGGCAAAAGGGAAUCGAUGGGGAGAAGGCUGACAACGAAUGUCUUAAAGGAGAUCAGGGCCACCGGGGUGACAAAGGAGAGAAGGGAUUGGCUGGGGUCCCAGGUCAGCCAGGGGAACCAGGCAAAGAGGGCAAAAGGGGACGGAGAGGAAAGACUGGGGAGCCUGGACUCAGAGGCCUUCCUAAGGAGAGGGGUGAGCAUGGAGUCCCAGGAGUAAAAGGCGAUAAAGGAGACACUGGUCACCCAGGUGCCGAGGGGGCCACUGGGACGAAAGGACAAAAAGGCGACACAGGCCCACCUGGUCCUCCUGGUCCUGUGAUGACAGCUCAUGGAUUAAGACAGCUCCCUGCAACUGAUGAAAUGAAAGAGAAAGCCCAGAAGGGAGAAAAGGGGGAUGUGGGCGAGAAAGGAGCUCAAGGACUGCAAGGUUUCAAGGGGAAGCAAGGCCUGCCUGGACCCACUGGACUCACAGGCGAGCCAGGCUCGCCAGGGAAGCCAGGGGUGCCUGGGAGAGAUGGCCUGAAAGGAGAAAAGGGGGACUCUGGAGGACAGAUGGGGCUACCAGGACCUAAGGGUGAACCUGGAGAGCCUGGUGGUGGAUAUAUGGGUGAUGGGUUACCUCUAUCUAGAGGGUCUCGUGGGCCCAAGGGUGAGAGAGGUGUCCCGGGACUGCCAGGAGAUCAUGGUGAAAAAGGCGAACCUGGAGAGAGUUUAACAGGACUUCCUGGCCCCAUGGGACCCCCAGGAAAGCCGGGAAAUGAGGGUCUUCGUGGACCCCCAGGUUUAUCUGGCCCCACUGGAGCUCCAGGAAAGGAGGGCUCCCCUGGCAGGCCAGGCCCCCCAGGCCCUACUGGACCCCCAGGUGAACCAACUGCCCUGCCAAUUGUUGGAGACAUGGGCGCUUUACUUAAGAAUGCCUGCAGUGUGUGCCAGAUGAGAGUCCCAGGGCUGCCUGGGCAGAAAGGAGAGAAGGGAUCCCCCGGAGUGCAAGGAGUGGAAGGCAUGUUAGGAGAAAAGGGGGAUCCAGGUGUAAGAGGCCCUAUGGGUAACCCUGGGAAAGAAGGCCCAAAGGGAGUAAAAGGAGAGAGAGGGUUCCCAGGCCCUACAGGGGAUAAAGGUGAUGAGGGGCCUCAUGGAGUGCCAGGACUUCCAGGCGUGGCUGGUCGCACAGGGGCUCCAGGGCUUAUGGGUAGACCCGGUCCAAUGGGCCAGUCAGGAGCUAAAGGAGACAAUGGAAAUGAAGGGCCCCCAGGCAGACCAGGGCUUCCAGGGCCUCCGGGUGUACCCUAUGUGGAGGGCAAUGGGAUGAGCAGUCUGUACAAGCUCCAGAGUGGUGGAGCUAUUUUGGGACCCCCGGGAGCUCCUGGUGCUCCGGGCCCCAAAGGAGAUGAAGGACUUGCAGGGGAACCAGGGGCCAUGGGAUUACCCGGGCUUGAAGGACUUCCUGGUGCCAAGGGUGAUAUUGGUUGGCCUGGUCCACCUGGGAUACCAGGUCCUACCGGGAAGCCCGGCGCUCGUGGAGAGCCAGGGAUCCCAGGAGAGCCGGGUGAGAGGGGGCCGCUCGGAGAGACAGGAUUCCCGGGGCCCGAGGGACCGCAAGGUGUUCCUGGCAGACCUGGAAAAGAUGGAACUCCUGGAUACACGGGAGCUACAGGUAGACCAGGGGACAGAGGUUCCAAAGGAGAACGUGGUGACCCAGGUAUUCCUGGAGAAAGAGGUGUUCAAGGCGAGAGAGGACACGCGGGGGAUUCUGGCUCGCUUGGACAGAUCGGACCAAAAGGCCAAAAAGGUGAACCUGGCCUUCCAGGACAGUUAGGAAGCGCAAGUCUCCUGGAUGAUCACAGCUUCAUGGAAGAACUCAAAAUGUUUAUAAAAAAUGAAGUAUUGAGGAUCUUUGAAGAAAAGAUAUCAAACACUGCCAUGCUGCAGAAGACACCUGCAGGCAUCUUAGCUUCGCAAAUCCAUGGUCCUCCUGGACCUGCUGGCAAGGAUGGAUUACCAGGCACACCAGGAGAACCUGGACCUCCUGGUCCUCAAGGAUACAGAGGUCAGAAAGGAGAACGAGGCCAGCUUGGUCUGGGGUUACCAGGAGAUCCAGGACCCAUGGGGCCACCAGGACCUCCUGGGAUCACUUCUUCUCAGGGCCGCCCUGGCUCUCCGGGGCCCCGCGGACCUCCUGGGACAUGUGACCCCAGUGACUGUCUUCUUCCAUCCUUAUGA
Messenger RNA from Scomber japonicus (chub mackerel), 3147 nucleotides. Its product is annotated as collagen alpha-1(XIX) chain. NCBI's taxonomy places the organism in Eukaryota, Metazoa, Chordata, Actinopteri, Scombriformes, Scombridae. The record is from RefSeq and is a predicted model, not a curated record. The coding region runs from base 1 to 3147 and encodes 1048 amino acids. The transcript is spliced from 48 exons.